Zonotrichia albicollis (white-throated sparrow) is the source of this 1632-nucleotide messenger RNA. NCBI's taxonomy places the organism in Eukaryota, Metazoa, Chordata, Aves, Passeriformes, Passerellidae. The record is from RefSeq and is a predicted model, not a curated record.
CUGGGAUGCUGCCUACGAAAGAGAACUGCAAACUUUUCAAGACAUUGGAGAUACCGGGGAAAUCUGGUUUGGAGAGGAAAGCAUGGUGCGCAUAAUCAGGUGGCUGGAAAAGCACAAGGUCCCCCUUGACAGCUCUGUGCUUGACAUUGGGACUGGCAAUGGUGUUUUACUGGUUGAAUUGGCAAAGUCUGGCUACAUGAAUCUCACAGGGAUUGAUUAUUCACCUUCUGCAAUACAGCUUUCAGAAAAAGUGAGAGACAAAGAAGGGAUGUCUAACAUUAAAUUAAAGGUAGAAGACUUCCUGGCCCCCUCAGCUGAGCUGUCAGGCUUUGACAUUUGCAUCGACAAGGGGACUUUUGAUGCCGUCAGCCUGGACCCCAGUGAUGCUGCGGGGAAGCGAAGGCUGUACGUGGCAUCCCUGGGCAGGGUGCUGAAACCAGAGGGCUUCUUCCUCAUCACCUCUUGCAACUGGACCAAGGAGGAGCUGCUGGACGAGUUCAGAGAAGGAUUUGAAGUUCUGGAGGAGCUGCCAACACCCAAGUUUUGCUUUGGAGGAAGAAUUGGAAACAGUGUUACAGCAUUGGUUUUCCAAAGGAAAAAAGUGAGGCCGUCCAUCUUGGACAAAUUAGAUUAGAUGAGAAAAGUCUGAACUUUAAACCUGACAGAAAACCUCAGACACGUGUGUAAAUAAAUGCUUUUGGAGUGCACAGUAAAAUACUAUGUAUGGAGCUCUGAGGGACUAUAAAACAUUGCCCUAGAAACAUUUCAGCUUUGCAUCAUUUCCCCAUAAAUUGUGUCCUUGCUACAACCUCACUUGUUUCAGGGAAGCUGCAAGUUUGCAAGAGAGAGGAAAAUCAGAUGUGCUAAAUACAGAGACCAAUAUAACUGAAUGAUAUUUGUGUUUGAAAUAUAAAGAUUGUCUGAUAUUUAAUUUCUGUGCUGGUAAGCAGUGACCUAUAGAGGUAAAGGUAUCCUACAAAGCAAAAAUCUCAUUUCUCUCUUGUGCAGUGGAAUAGGGAACAAGCUUUUGCAGUGUAAGUGCUGGCUCUUUAAUGAACACGAGGGUGGCUGGUAGGGAGGGAAAUGAAUACAAAAUCCACAGCACUUUCCAAAAAGGACCAGUUGGUACUUUAAAUUCAGAUUUUCAGACUUAGCAUAAUUGUGUCUCCUCUGAAGCAGCUCAGCUCUUUUCCCACAGAGGGAGUUUUUUAAGUCUCCCUUUGCUGAGUGUGUUCAUGCCUGGUCAGUUCCUUUCCCUGAUCUCAUGAAUACAUAAAGGUGUGAUGUUGCAGCCUCUGGUGUGUGACAUGUGCCUCCUUCAUUAUUAACCUGCUGUAUGGGAAUGUCUUUGGAGCCACAAUGACAAGAAGUUUUCCAGUGAAUUUCUCAGGGUGGAUUUUAACUGCAUAAAUCCAAAAGAAUUCAAAGCAUAACUAUCCAUUCCUUAUGCUUUUUUAUAUGUGUUUUUUAAACUUCUGUGUGCAAUCCUUUUGCUCAAUUUCGUUGCCUUCAUUUCUUCUGUUUUGUAAUCUCAGAAUAUUGCUGUUGCUUGAAAGGCAGGAAAAUGAGAUUUCUUCAUGCCUCGACAAACACAUUUGCAGGUGACAAUAAACUUGUUCUUUCAAACAUCAA